This is a messenger RNA of Scophthalmus maximus (turbot), 3658 nucleotides long. RefSeq names its product pygopus homolog 2 (Drosophila) (gene pygo2). The record is from RefSeq and is a predicted model, not a curated record. The transcript is spliced from 3 exons. The coding region runs from base 180 to 1946 and encodes 588 amino acids. Lineage: Eukaryota; Metazoa; Chordata; Actinopteri; Pleuronectiformes; Scophthalmidae.
GUGGCGACGGAAGGCCAUGAUGAUUAAAAUGGCAAAAAAUUUGCGUUUUUGAAUGAAUUAUAGCCGAAUGGUGGACCGUCAAGCACGCGCCGUGCGGGGACCGGUUCGCUGGCAAUGACACACCAGAGAGUUUCAAUUUAAAGGACAGCCGAGCGAGCAGCGGAAGAAAGGCUUCACAGAUGAAGAGCCCAGAGAAGAAGAAGGCAAGGAAAGCAACCACUCAGGCGGCGGGGUUCUCCCACCUCACUGAGUUUGCGCCCCCUCCCACCCCCAUGGUGGACCACCUGGUUGCCUCCAACCCCUUUGACGAUGACUUUGGGCCCCCAUCCCGACCUAGUGGGGCAGGUGGACCCGGUGGUGCUCCGUUUCUCCCUAGCCCAGGUGCAGGUGGUGGAGGUGGGUAUGGUGGUGGAGGCAGGAUGGGCGGAGGCAUGGGGUUCAUGGGCGGUCCAGGAGGACCGGGCGGUGGGCAGCCUGGGCGGAGGCCACCGUUUGGCCCCCCAUCCAACGCCGGCCCUCACCACCAGCUAGGUUUUGGAGGAAUGCCUGGCUUUGGAGGUGGUGGUGGGGGAGGCGGAGGGGGAGGAGGGGGUGGUGGAGGAUUCCCCCCAGGUGGCCCUUCUCAAUUCAAUAUGCCACCAAACUUCAGUCCACCCAUGCACCCUGGGCCAGGAUUCAAUCCCAUGUUGUCGCCCGGGGGUAUGGGAGGUCCCGGAGGAGGGGGGCCACCACAUCCUCGGUUUGUCAUGCCUCCACAACAGCAGCAUGGACAGGGUGGACAUCCAUUCAACAGCCCACCGUUACCUAGCGGUGGAGGCCCCAGAGGGCCCCCACACGGCCCCCUGCCAUCCAUGGGAGGAGGCAUGGGUCCUGGGAUGAAUAUGAUGAGCGGCAUGGGCGGUGGCCCUGGAGGCAACAUGGUGGGAGGGUUGCCAGGUAUGCCCCCUCAAGGACAGUUCCCUAACUCACAGGAUGGUCCCUACCCUGGCCCGAGUCCGCCAGGACCAGGCAAUGAGGAUGGAAAGAACUUUGGUGGAGGAGGGCCUCCACCUGGGCCUCAGCAGCAGCAGCAGCAGCAGCAGCAGCAGCAGCAACAGCAGCAACAACAACAACAACAGCAGCAGCAGCAGCAGCAACAACAGCUUAACAUAAAUCCUAACGGUCCCCCUCCUAAUAAUUCCACUCCUGGCCCUCCACCUAACUCUGGCCCACCACAGCCUGGGGGCGGCUUUCCUGGCCACCCUGACGUCCAGCAGUCCAAUGCCAAUACACCUGGUCAGCCUCCUUCAGCACCACCACAGCCUAACCCCAACUCUUCUCCCACUGGUCCCCUAAAUGGAUCAGGCCAGCCCCAGCAUCCACCACCCACUCAGCUACAGCCCCCCAACAAUGCAAACACACCAAACUCUAACUCUACCCAGCAGCAGCAACAAUCCACUCCACCUAACUCUGCCCCCGGCUCCACACCUUACAACCAGCAGAACAACACUCCUGGCGCUGGUGGUCCGAUGUCAAAUGCGACCUCCAAUUCAGGUCAGAACAACAUGACCAAUAACAAUGGUGGCAACACUCCUGGAAGCAACCCAAAUCCCCCCUCUAACUCCACCUCAACUCCGAACACCCAAUCGCCCCUGGCCCCUGGUCCCGCUGCCCCCUCAACCGGGCCUGGUUCUGGCCCUGGAAAACCUGGUGGCACCGGUAUGGUCUUCCCUUGCGGCCUCUGUAUGGCGGAGGUCCACGACGACCAGGAUGCCAUCCUGUGCGAGGCAUCGUGCCAACGCUGGUUCCACCGUGACUGCACAGGCCUGACAGAGCCAGCGUACGGGCUGCUGACCCGAGAGAGCGCUGCUGUUUGGGCCUGUGACUUCUGCAUCAAGACCAAGGACAUCCAGGCUGUGUUUGUGCGCCAGGGAUUAGGCCAGUUGGUGGCAGCUAAUGAGAGUUGAGGAGCAGGUGACAAAGGAGCAGCGUGGAGGUGCGAUUUUUAAAGGACACAUAGAGACAUCUUUGUUCCGAUUUCGCUGAAUGACCUGUGUGUUUGUGUCAUGUCAGCUACUUGCCCAAUUUCUCCUGACUAGCCCUUUACUUUUUCACUACACAGAGAAACACACUCAUUGACACUCAUGCUUAUAUAUCGCACUUUGAGUGACUCGAGGCAAACGAUUUUUUCUUCUCCCCACCCCAUAGGAGUCAAAUCAUGAUGAAUGUUAAACUACACAGUCCUUCAAACAUCUAGCCUGCCAACCAGCGAAGCACUGACACCAACACACUACCUCACACACCUUGAAACUGACUCGCACGGAAGCUCCCGCACUGACUGACUGGGAUAGACUCGACACACUCGCGCGCCACAUGAGUGUGAUGGUAUUUCAGACGCACACAAACACACACCGCAAGCCCCCGUUAGACUGGGAAAGAAAUGCCCCUGUUGUGUUUUCACUUAAAGUAUCGACAUUAUUAUUUGAUGAUUCUUGGCUUUAAAUUAAAACACACUGAUUAAUUCUUUAAAGUAAAACAAAAUUAUAUUUUAAAGAUGUCCCUAAAGAUCUGAAAGGGAUUUUCAUUGAUCAUUGAUUCAUUUACAGCAUUAUUUGCCAUCAAAAAGCUUUAUUCUAGCACUGGUCUAUCACCGUUAGCUUUUUUUUCUGAAAGUGAAAGAUAAUGGAGAACUACAUCAGUAUAUUGCAAUGUAAACCUUAAAUAUCAUGCGUGUUGUGAAACAUUAAUGUCAAGUGAGAGGGGGGGUUUAAUAAUACACACAUACACACACACACACACACACACACACACACACAUUCUUUGACCCUGUACUACGUAUCUGUUAUUUUGUACACAGUGCUGAUUAAUCCAAAGGAGACCCCAGGCCAAGAUUUCACCCACACCUCACAGAGAAGGUUUCACCGUUAAGUAGUUGUAAAUACUAGGACAGAACAUUUGUCUGGAGCUCCCCCAACAGUUGUGAACAUGCCUCCGAGUUGACCAAUGAACAAAAUAAUGAGUUGAACCCCGUGUGUCUUGGUUGUAAUACACUAUGGCGUUUUGGUUUUUGAUACAGUACAUUUGAGUCAACCGUUUCUUUUCUAUUUUUAAUCUCUGCAGUACACAUGAAUUGUGAUAUCAGUGCUUUUUGGAUGGUGUUGGCAUAGCAAGUAGUGACAUCAUGUCAUAUCAGAUGUGCAUAGUCCUUUUGGAAAAAAAGAAAAAGAAAAAAAAGGAGGGGAGGGGGGUGCAUGUGAACCAAUGCAGUAAAUGUCCGAUCUUGUUUAUGUUUAUAUUCUGGCUUCUGUGCUGCAAGAGGCCUUGAAGUAGACCAAAUAACUAAAGAGCGAAAAAUACCCAUUUUCUCACCUCUGUCACAUUAUAUGGUGUUUAUAACUAUUCUUUCUUUCCUUAAUUUACUUCAUUCAAUUGCCUUUCUUUUCUUGCUCUCAGCUGUUCCUUUUUAUUUUGUACUGGUAUUCGUGCUGUGCUUUUUUGCUCCGCUCUGGCGCCUCCUGGUGGAACCCGAAGGAACCACUUGAGUUCCGCACCGGGUGGGAAAGGGAAAGGUACUGAACUCUGAAGUAAAGAGAUUUUUUUUGUACUUGUCUGUCUGUUUUUAUUCCCUUUUUUUAUUUCUCUGCUAAUGAAUGUAUUAAAAUGAGGGUUGGAAAUCUCA